Messenger RNA from Syzygium oleosum, 1630 nucleotides. Its product is annotated as probable pectinesterase/pectinesterase inhibitor 59. NCBI's taxonomy places the organism in Eukaryota, Viridiplantae, Streptophyta, Magnoliopsida, Myrtales, Myrtaceae. The transcript has 2 exons. Gene Ontology annotation, biological process: cell wall modification. Gene Ontology annotation, molecular function: pectinesterase activity; pectinesterase inhibitor activity. The record is from RefSeq and is a predicted model, not a curated record. The coding region runs from base 1 to 1581 and encodes 526 amino acids.
AUGGAUAUGAUCGUCAGAGUGUGCCUGAUAUGCAUACUCUUCUUCCCUUCUUCAGCAAUCUCUAGGAACAACAACAAUGAUGACAUAAGCCGGUGGUGCGGCGACACGCCACACCCGCCGCCAUGCAACUAUUUUGUUGGUCAUCGGCGCCGUGACCGCUCACCACCGCAGGACCGAUCGGAGUUCCGCCAAAUUAUGAUUGACGUGACCAUGGACCGAGCCCUCGAUGCGCAGUGGCAUGUAUCGCAAUUCAGCAAGAAUUGCACGACUGAUAGGCAACGGCAGGUAUGGUCCGUUUGCACGAAACUUUAUUAUAACACGGUUUGGCAGCUCAACCGAACCCUGGAAGGCCUAGGAGGGCCACAUAAAAACUGCAGCAACUUUGACGCUCAAACAUGGCUCAGCACGGCUCUCACGAACAUUCAAGCGUGCCAAUUGGGAUUUCAAGAUCUGAAUGUUUCCGACUUCAUAUCUCCAGCCCUGUCGACUAAUUUAUCGCAGCUGAUCAGCAAUAGUUUGGCGGUGAACGGGGUUUUGCUACAGAAUGAAAAACAAGAGAGUUACGAAGAAGGAUUUCCUAGUUGGUUGUCUAGUCAUGAUAGGAAACUACUGCAAUCCUCCACAAUAAAGGCUAAUCUCGUGGUGGCCAAAGACGGCUCGGGGCAUUUCCAAACUAUACAAGCAGCUCUAGAUGAGGCUGCAAAAAGGCGCUCCACAACUGCAAGAUUCAUCAUCUAUGUGAAAAAAGGAGUCUACGGGGAAUACAUAGAGGUAGCCAAUAACAAUAACAAUAUCCUGAUGAUAGGUGAUGGCAUAAAGAGCACCAUUAUCACGGGCAGUCGAAGUGUUGGAGGAGGUUACACUACGUAUAGUUCCGCAACGGCUGGUAUCGAUGGCGUUGGCUUUAUAGCUCGUGGCAUUACGUUUGUCAACACUGCAGGUCCGCAAAAGGGGCAAGCAGUUGCGCUGCGAUCGGCAUCCGACCUCUCGGUGUUCUACCGCUGCGCUUUCCAGGGAUACCAAGACACUCUGUGGGUGCUUUCACAGCGUCAAUUUUACAAGUCCUGCUACAUUUUUGGCACCAUAGACUUCAUCUUUGGAAAUGCAGCGGUGGUCUUCCAAAAUUGCUUGAUCUACGCUAGGAAGCCAUUGCUUGGCCAAUCGAAUGUAAUAACUGCUCAAGGGCGCAACGAUCCCUUUCAGAACACGGGAAUUUCAAUCCACAAUUCGCGAGUCCUAGCCACAUCCGACCUAUUGCAGUCGACAAACGCCGUCCAAACAUACCUCGGACGGCCAUGGAUGCAAUACUCAAGGACAGUAUACAUGAAAACGUAUCUCGGCUCUUUAGUUAGUCCUGCAGGUUGGACCACAUGGGCAGGUAGUAAUUCUGUUUGGAACACAUUGUACUAUGGCGAGUAUGGGAACUCUGGACCCGGAAGUUCGACCAGAAACAGAGUUACAUGGCCAGGUUAUCAUGUAAUCACAAGUGCCGCCACUGCUUCGAGUUUCACCGUGGGCAGUUUCAUAGCGGGCGGAUCAUGGUUACCGGCGACCGGUGUGCCAUUCACUUCUGGAUUGUGACCAUGUCUCUGUAUUUAUGAUUACGUGAUCAUUGAUUCUUGAUUGUAUA